AUGGACCCAGUCGAAGAUCUGACCGCUGAGGUCGACGAACCACCCGACGAACUCAAUCACGCUUCCCACAUCCAUCACGCUUUUGACAAAGCCAACCCGCGCAUGUUAAAUCGGAGGGAGUCGCUUCUCACUCGACAAUUGCAUUCCGAGACCGAACACACAGACGAGGAGGACAUGUCUCGGAGACCGCCACGUGCGCUCAGUACACAAUCGACUUGGAGCAACCCAUCCGUGGCCUCCACCGCAGAGCUCACGAGCGAUGAUGGCCACAGCGUUGCAAGCCCUGCCAUCAGCCCUCUUCUCCCGCCCACCCACGUCCGAAGUAUCAUACCGAUCAGCGAGAAGCCAAUGCCUUUGACCAAGGAGCCUCAGAUCAUUGGACAUGAGGAGAAGGUCGCCGAGACUGCCCCAGAGAAGUCUGUUGAGGAAGGCCUGGGACGAAAGCGAUGUAUCAGCUUCGCUUGUGGUAACAAGGAGAAGACGGCCCCUACAUCACAACCUGUGCCGUCUCCGCCAAAGGAGGUCGAGCCGCAGAGCUCAGAACCGCCAAAGCGGAAAUGUACGCUCAAGUUCGUCUGUCCAACCCGUGGCGGUGCCGAAGCCAAACGUGUGGAUAAGGCGUCCAUCGGCCCACGACGUCCAGUAAGCCCAGCGCCUCCGGAGCGGAAGUCUUUGAAAGGAGACGAGGCCAAAGCACAUCGAGGAUCUGACAGCACUGUUACCCAUGUAUCUCCGCGCAGCGUUCGGAAGACUCCCGUAAUCGUCACCACUACCGGGACACCAGCUACACCCAACGUCGGGAUGUCAACCCAACGCAAAUUGUCCAACGAUUCAGACAUGAGCACUGCCGCUACCCGCUUUCACGAGUUCGCCUCUAGUGAAGACGAGCCGGAGGAAUGGGUCCAGGAGUCUACAUGCCACCGGAGCCGGCUGACCGUGAGUGACACUUUGCAGAAAGAGAACAUCAUCCGUAAAGCUUGCGAAGAGGUAGAAGAGGAGGUGGUUGCGGAGGAAGAGGAGGAAGAUGAAGACGAGGAUAAUCUGGAUGACGGAGAUGACGACGAUGCCGAUAACGACGAUGAGGAAGAUGGCAUUGAAGCCGAAGAGGAGUCUGACGAUGGCUUUCACACGGAUGACGAGGAUGGAUUUGCUGAGUCGGACUCUGAAGGCGAAGAGAGCGACGAGGAUUGGUGGAGACCAGGGGCUCUAUCAACUGCAGCGACUUCGAUUGAUCACCUGGACCGCCUAGCUCUGGCCAAGAAGGACAACACCGCCCCAUCUUCGUCUGUGGGAUCUGCCAGCUCAAUGCACUCGGGCAAUCACUUCGCUCGACCUGUCCCGAAGAAUGUUCAUCGCAGACACCACAAGCUCAAUGUGCCUAUGCGUACUCGUGCGGCCCCCGUGGAUCUUCCAGACUCGACCGACUUCGUCUGUGGCACUUUAGACGAAGAUCGUCCAUUGGAGCAAGCAUACCUGAAUCACUUGAAAGAGAAAGAGGCUGCCAGGCACAAGGCACGACCUCAGGAUAUUGACCCUAGCUUUCCUACUUCGGACCCAGAGCUUGACGAGGAGGAUGAUGAAGACCUUAUUGACUCCGAAAGCGAAAAGGAAAAUCUGAUACACGGAGAGCUCGAGGAACUCGACGGUGACCUGACUGCUCGACGUCGAGCUUCGCCUCGUCCUCGUGCACGAAGCAACGCUCAUCGCUCGCCGCCACCACCUGUCCGUCACCGAUCUCCAGCUCCGGGGCCGCUGAAACGUCAGUCGACCGCUCGUUCCCCUCCGCCUCCAGUCCGGAGAAACACGGCCCGUUCUCCACCACCUCGCAAACUGUUCGGUCAUUCGCCAAAUCGUGCCCGGUCGCCUGCACCCGUCAAUAUGAUGACUUCACCGCCAAACACCCGUCGCGCAUCGCCCUCGACUGGGCAUGCCUUUGAGGCUACCGCAGAUAUACUUGCCAGCCGACCACAGCUUACUCACACCGCAUCCCUUCCUCGCGGUGGCUUCAUGCUUGGCAAAAUGAGCUCCCUUCGGACCGGUGAAUUGGUAGCGGAAGACGUCGUUGGUGAUAACGUCAAUGGAGACAUCCCGAAGCGUGGCGCGAUUGACAUUUUCAAAGGGCUCGAAAAGAAACGCCAGCGCAGGAAGGAGAAGCUCUACCAAAAAGCUUGUGCCAAGGCUGCCGCCAAAGGCGAGAAGGCUUACAAAGUCAAGCCUGGCAAAGGCGCUGAGCGCAUGCGAGAAGUAGGGCUUGAGCUCCAGCGCUACCACGGCAAGGGAGAGCACAUCCUGUCAAUGUAG
Messenger RNA from Lecanosticta acicola, 2301 nucleotides. Lineage: Eukaryota; Fungi; Ascomycota; Dothideomycetes; Mycosphaerellales; Mycosphaerellaceae. The record is from the annotation of a GenBank genome assembly.